Messenger RNA from Paramecium primaurelia, 1110 nucleotides. The record is from the annotation of a GenBank genome assembly. NCBI's taxonomy places the organism in Eukaryota, Ciliophora, Oligohymenophorea, Peniculida, Parameciidae.
GUUAAUUUAUAUAAUGGACUAGGGCACCUUUAAAGCACCAAAAGUAAAAUUGACUGAUUAUGAAAUCCUUUAAACUUUGGGAACAGGGUCCUUUGGAAGAGUGAGAUUAGCAAAACAUAAAUAGAAUGGUGAAUAUGUAGCUCUAAAAAUGCUUAAAAAAGCUGAAAUUUUAAGACUUAAGUAAGUAGAUCACAUAAUAUCAGAGAAUACUAUUCUUUCUAAUAUUACUCAUCCAUUUUUAGUAUGAUUUCAUUAUAAAUUAGAUAAAAAUGCUUGGAUUUACACAAGAUGAAAGAUAUCUCUAUUUUCUUUUAGAAUAUGUAUAAGGAGGAGAGUUAUUUACUUAUCUUAGAAAUAAGGGCAAACUUGAAAAUGAAGAAGCUUAGUAUAUAUUCAAUUAAAUUAGAUUUUACGCAUCUUAAGUUGUUUUGAUGUUUGAAUAUCUCCAUACAAAAAAUAUUGUUUAUAGAGAUCUUAAACCUGAAAAUCUUCUAAUUGGUGCAGAUGGUUAUCUCAAAUUAACUGAUUUUGGAUUUGCUAAAUUUAUUGAUUCUAGAACUUAUACUUUGUGUGGAACACCAGAAUACUUAGCUCCUGAAAUCCUACUUAAUAAAGGUAUACAUUUAUAUAUAUAUAUUUAAAAAGGACAUGGGAAACCAGUUGAUUGGUGGUGUUUAGGCAUUUUAAUAUAUGAGAUGUUAGCUGGAAUUGAUCCAUUUAACGAUGAAGAUCCUAUGGCAAUAUAUUAAAAAAUAUUAAAAGGAAAAGUCAAAUUCCCAAGAAACUUUGAUAAGUAUAUAUUUAUUCAAUCCUUUAGAGAAGCAAAAAGCUUAGUCAAACAUUUAUUAGUAGCAGAUUUGACAAAAAGAUAUGGAAAUUUAAAAGGAGGAGCAAAUGACAUAAAAACUCACAGAUGGUUUUAAAGCUUAGAUUGGGAAUUUUUAAUAUUAAAAAAAUUGCAGCCAAAAUAUAAACCAGUUGUAAAGUACAUAUAUUAUCUUAUAUUUUACAAGAAAUAAGGGUGAUACUUCAAAUUAUUCAACUUAUCCUGAUAGUACAGAAUUACCUAAACCAGUAAAACCAACUGAUGAUCCAUUUAUUAAUUGGUGA